Molecule: messenger RNA, 1878 nt
Organism: Trichobilharzia regenti
Lineage: Eukaryota; Metazoa; Platyhelminthes; Trematoda; Strigeidida; Schistosomatidae
Source: the annotation of a GenBank genome assembly
ACUUCGGGAAGCAGUUCAGCUGGCCACCAGCUUCAGUGUCUACUAUCAUUAGCCCGAGUGCUCCUUGGUCGGUUAGUACCGACCCACCCACCGAAGCGGAGGUCCGUAAGGAACUCCAAGUUCUGAAACGCCAUAAGGCGCCCGGCCCAGACAAAUUACCCCCGGCUCUUUUUAAAGAUGGUGGCGAGACUCUCACAAUGGCUCUAACUGGGUUGUUCAGGAAGGUGUGGGAGACAGAGAGUGUACCAUCAAUGUGGAACGAAGCCAUUAUCGUCCCCAUCUUUAAAAAGGGUCGACGUAAUUCGUGUGACAAUCAUAGGGGUAUCAGUCUGUUACCAGUCGCGUCUAAAAUAUUGGCUGCUGUCUUGCUUCGCAGACUGUGCAAAAUACGUGAAGGAUUGAUUCGCGAAGAGCAGGCUGGGUUUCGUUCAGGUCGUGGAUGCAUUGAUCAUGUGUUCACCCUUCGUCAGUUGUUGGAACACCGCCACACGUAUUGCAGGCCAACGAUCGUUGUGUUUCUUGAUAUUAGGGCUGCCUUCGAUUCGUUGGACAGAACUGUGCUCUGGAACUGUCUGUUAGAGAGAGGUGUACCUGAGAAAUUUGUUAACAUCCUGAAAGCCCUAUACAGAAACACCUCAGGUAGAGUGAGGGCAUACAACCAACUAUCACCACUGUUCCCAACCAACAGUGGGGUUAGACAGGGUUGCCCAAUCUCUCCAUUUCUCUUUAACUUUGCCAUCGAUGACAUUCUGGAGUCAGCUCUGAAGGAUGUGCGUGAAGGUGGUGUAGAUCUGCUACCUGGAGAUAGACUUUUCGACCUCGAGUAUGCAGACGAUAUCGUCUUACUGUGCGAUAGCAUGCAGGCUGCCCAAAUCGCACUUAAUCAGUUGGCGAUCAGUGUCUGUAAGUAUGGUAUGUGCUUUGCGCCGUCUAAGUGCAAAGUACUGUUACAAGAUUGGCAGGAGCCUGUACCUGCACUCACUCUUGCGGGUGAACCGCUUGAAGUUGUUGAUAAGUUUGUGUACCUGGGUAGUUGUGUGAGUGCUGGCGGAGGGGUGACGGAUGAGAUUUCCAACCGUAUAAUGAAGGCUAGGGUGGCAUACAUCAACUUGAGCCACCUCUGGCGCCGUCGCGACGUUAGCCUGGCUGUCAAAGGUCGGGUAUACAAUGCUUCGGUGCGGGCUGCGCUGCUCUACGCCUGUGAAACCUGGCCUCUCCGAGCUGAGGAUGUGCGGCGACUCUGCGUGUUCGAUCACCGCUGUCUCCGCAGGAUUGCUUGCGUUCGAUGGCAUCAUCGCGUGAGUAAUUCUGAGGUUCGGCGGCGUGUGUUUGAACAAAGUGGAGAUCACCAUUCAUUGAAUGUCGUCAUCUGGAAACACCGGCUCCGGUGGCUUGGACAUGUGCUCCGAAUGUCACCCCAGAGGCUUCCGUACAGGUCUCUGUUCGCUAGCCCUGGGACGGGAUGGAAAAGGCGGAGAGGUGGUCAGUCCAUGACGUGGCGUCGUGGGAUGAAGGAUUUUUGUGCUAGAUUAGCAUCGGUUGGUGUGUCACGACUCCCUGGUUGGGGUCCGAGAGAUAGCUCAAAUCGAUGGCUCGAAACGUUAUCGGAUAUGGCCAAGAAUCGUAAUCAGUGGCGAAUGUGUUGCGAUUUCCUUCUUUCUUCCCUUCCCGAUGAUAGCUAACGAACACUGUUUGAACUUGUUAAGCAUGACUGUUUUCCUUCCAGAUGAAGUUCUUUAUCCGUUCUCUACUUAUAUAUAUUUUUUCUUUUCCUUCCUUCCUUUUUUUUGAUCUAUGUUGUUUUAUUAUUAUUGUGUGGCGCAUCUUUCUUGGUGCCAUAUUGUACCAAGUUUUUUAUGCGUUUAAAUAAAUAAAUAA